AGCAACUUCCGGUGUAAACAUUACGAACAUGUGUUAAAUAACUCUCCUCUCCUCGUCACUUAUGUCCUGUCUGUCGCUCCUUUUUCGGUUAAUAUUUAAGUCGUCUUGAUUAUUGGUGUUACCCCAUGGCGGUUUCGACUCAUGUCUCCAAAGUCCGCUCUUUGUACAAGAGGAUUCUGGUCCUGCACCGGUUCCUGCCGCUAGAUUUAAGGGCCCUCGGCGACCAGUACGUGAAAGACGAGUUCAGAAGACAUAAAGGAGCGUCGUCCGAGGAGGCGAGGAGCUUCAUGACAGAGUGGGAGCAAUACAAGGACACCCUGCAGACCCAGGUUCUGGAGUCAGCAGGGGAGAGACUCGGCUCAAUUAAGUUUGGGGCCAACCUGUCAGAUGUGAGUCUCAAGGACUUCCAGCAGGAACAGAUCGGACAACUGUACGAACUCAUGCUGGAGUCGACCAAACCCAACAGACAGUUUGACAUCCAGGAGGACGGCAAGUGAAAAAAGGGAAACGGAUGGUGCUGGGGACUCAAUCCGCUAACAGCAGACUCUUUUAGGUCUUUUGAGAAUAUUUGACGAUAUUAAAAUGCUGUGUAAUAUCA
Messenger RNA from Solea senegalensis (Senegalese sole), 598 nucleotides. RefSeq names its product succinate dehydrogenase complex assembly factor 3 (gene sdhaf3). The coding region runs from base 126 to 497 and encodes 123 amino acids. The transcript has 2 exons. Lineage: Eukaryota; Metazoa; Chordata; Actinopteri; Pleuronectiformes; Soleidae. Gene Ontology annotation, biological process: mitochondrial respiratory chain complex II assembly; succinate metabolic process. Gene Ontology annotation, cellular component: mitochondrion; mitochondrial intermembrane space. The record is from RefSeq and is a predicted model, not a curated record.